AUGUCUCUCAGAGUUGGCCUUGGAGCUUCACAGGCGGAUAUAGAUGUUCAAGGUGAAAUAGAUUUCGAUUUUUUUGAAGAAAGUGACAACACCAACAAAACAUCUGCGGGCUUGCAAAGCAAUGCUCUUAGCUCUGAUAGCGAUAGAAAUGCGUACUCAGAGAAGAAAAAUACGGACGUUGACCGGUUGCCUGAAUCAGAAAGAGAACUUUCAGAAUUUGACCCUAAUAUUAAUGAAUCAUGUUCAAGUUUGAACUUUAAGAAGCCCAUGAUAACCGUUUCCUGUGAUGAUGCCACUGGAGUCGUGCAAAAAACAAUAGAGACUGUAAUCCCCACUCCUUUUAACUAUAAGGAAAGCAAAUGUGGCAGAACGAGCCCUCGUACUAGUAGUCGAGCAAAGCGUAUUCCUAGCCCUUAUUUGCGAAAUAAAAUGUUUCUAGACAAGUGUGAUGUUUCUGACGACAGCUCAUUGUCUAGUAUGUCCGAGUCUGACUCAGAUCUGUCUGCGAGUGAAGAUUCUUUCGAUCUCGAUGAAGGAACGGACUCUCUUACUGAUGUCAGCCCCGUAAUAUCCCCGUUUCGAAAUUGCUCUCCAAACCCUGAUUUUAAUGACCCAUCGCCUUCGUCAUCUACAUUGGUCGACUCUAAUCUUCAGAAAAAUGGAUCCGUUAAGUUUGCAGAGGAGUCCCACAAGGAAUGCGAGAAAUGCAAUUCUCUCGAUGUGAUGGAACUUUUGAAUGCGGUGAAACGACUGGAGAUGGGACAGAAUGUGGGUGUGAUGUGCUCCGAAGCCACCCCUUCCGUCAUUACGCAGAACGCAAAGUGUCGUAAGAACUUGUCAUUUUCGAACGAGGAGGUGCGUCGAAUCGAUAACGAUAACCGUAAUCUUUUGAAAAAAAUAGUAGCUCAGCAGAACAGACCGAAAACACGUCCACAUUCUGUGCGAGUCAUAUCUUCGUCUGCUGUCAACAGGCAAAGACAUCAAAGACAAAUUGAGCUUGAAAAUUUGGCCUUGUUGAAAAGACUGGAAUCUACAAAGUCUUCUCGUGACCUGAAUCGCGUGCAUUUACUUCGUGAUUAUGAGCGCAGGUCCUCAGCAGUCUUGUCCAGAGCUUCAUCUAGAUCAUCCAAAUUUCCUUCUCGGGGGUCAUCCUGUCGUACCUCUGCUCAAUCUUCCGGCCGCUCCAGUGCCAUCAGUCUGGCGAAGUCGACAUCACACUCCACGACAAUUGCUUCGGAAAAUGCUUGA
This is a messenger RNA of Uloborus diversus, 1248 nucleotides long. RefSeq names its product cilia- and flagella-associated protein 97-like. The transcript has 2 exons. Bases 1 to 1248 code for a protein of 415 amino acids. Gene Ontology annotation, biological process: spermatogenesis. Lineage: Eukaryota; Metazoa; Arthropoda; Arachnida; Araneae; Uloboridae. The record is from RefSeq and is a predicted model, not a curated record.